ACCAAACCAGACCAGACCAGGCCAGUGCAGCAUGGUGGCGGUCAGCUCCAAGCUGCUGCUUAUCCCGGGAGAGCAGCCGACGGGGCUGGAUGUGGGGCGGCAUAUGUCGCUGGUUUACCCGGCACAGGGUGGCCCACUACUCGCCCCCUCGCCCGCUAUCAGCCACACGCAACGCAAACGGCAGCGGCUCACACACCUCAGCCCCGAGGAGAAGGCGAUGCGCAGGAAGCUGAAAAACCGAGUGGCGGCGCAGACAGCCCGGGACAGGAAAAAAGCUCGCAUGUCCGAGCUGGAGGAUCAGGUGUCGGAGAUGGAGUCGGAGAAUCAGAAACUACAAAUUGAGAACAGACUUCUGCAUGAGAAGACCCACAGCCUAAUGACAGAGAAUCAGGAACUCCGACAGAGGCUGGGGAUGGAAGCUCUGGAUACAGAAAAAGAGAAGGUACUUCUACAGGCCAGGGUGGAUGAAAUGAGCCUGGCGGCCGGGUCCGCUGAGCGCAGUACUCAGACUACGUGUGCCUCUGCAGCAGGUGCAGGCCCAGCCGCUGGCCAGGCUGAUAACUUCCACAUGGAUACUGACAGCAUUGACUCUUCAGACUCUGAGUCUGAUCUCUUCCUGGGCAUUCUGGACUAUUUUGACCCAGAAACCUUGCUCCGAUUCACUGAAGGGUGCAGGCCCUUUGAGCUGGGAGAAUGUGCCUACGGUGAAAAUGUUGGUUCCUUACCAGCCUCCACCUCUGUGUCUCUGGGGGCCCCAUCAACAAAGCUGGAAGCCAUUAAUGAAAUGAUCCACUCUGACCACUUCUACCACAAGCCAUUGGCCGAGGCCAGCCUUGUCCAGAGCAGUGAAACUGGCGUCAAAAUUGAGCAAGCAUCUUUUGGUGGCACCAAUGAAGUAAUUGCAGAAGAAGCCCCUUUGCCAAUGGAGCUCAAAGAGGAACCUUUGGAAGAUAAGCUCAUCGCUGAACUGCGACUUGCAAACAACCUUUCAUCCAGGCAGUGUCAAGAAAAGCCCUUGUGUCCCUUAGAUUAUCACGAUUCUGACUAUGAAGGAUCCUCGUCCCCUCUAAGUGACAUGUCCUCCCCACUAACUCUGGGCAACAGCUGGGAAGAUGCUUUCACUAGCGAACUCUUUCCCCAAUUAAUUGCAGUUUGAUAAACAUGGUCGCUCCUCAAACAUUAUUCAGCUGGAGCUGUAUUUGGUCUUGAGUUCAAGGCAGGUUGCGUGCUAUGGCUAGGAUGUGGCUAGCAAGCUGCCUUGUUUGCACGGUAGCAUGAAAGCUAUCUGAACCUUGUGUAACCAUAAAACUCCAUUCUUUAGGUGAAUUUGUCUUUAAGGCAAAUUGUGAAAUCUAGUAAUAUUUCGACCAUCACUUCUGAAGAUGCCACCAAAAGGAUUCUCAUUGGAAAAUUGUUAAUAUAAUAACUUUUAUCAUUUGCAAUCGUUGUAUACCUUGUAUAUGGAUAACUGAUGUCGAUGUUGAGUAAUCAUUGCUUUGUGUCUAAAACUUGUCAUCAAUUAGACAUAUUGGAGUGUGACAAAGUACUGCAGAUGGUUCAUUUCCCUCCCUUUCAAAAUAUAGUACCUGCUUGUAUAGAGUUGCAUACUAUACUAGAUCUGCUGUCAUUUACCAUGUAAAUGCAUAUGACAGCCUGUGUUUCUUUUUGCCGUUGCCUGGAUGUAAUUAAAGAUGCUUUCUCAAUUUUAAUAUUUAAA
This is a messenger RNA of Amblyraja radiata (thorny skate), 1717 nucleotides long. RefSeq names its product X-box binding protein 1 (gene xbp1). Gene Ontology annotation, molecular function: DNA-binding transcription factor activity, RNA polymerase II-specific; RNA polymerase II transcription regulatory region sequence-specific DNA binding. NCBI's taxonomy places the organism in Eukaryota, Metazoa, Chordata, Chondrichthyes, Rajiformes, Rajidae. The record is from RefSeq and is a predicted model, not a curated record. Gene Ontology annotation, cellular component: nucleus. Gene Ontology annotation, biological process: regulation of DNA-templated transcription.